CACCCGCACCAACGUAGAGGAGUGGAAGUUUAUCUUCACUAUGAGAGAGAGCAGGUAUGUGGAGUGGCCAAAAUUCCUGCGCGAACUCACGAGUCAGCUUUUAUCCCGGUCCUUGUUACUGCCGGUACCCGCCGGAGAGGCGCCGCCGGCCAUACAACCGGCGAAUUUGGCUAUUCUGGUGCCGGGGGUGGGGAACUCACAGCUGAAGAAGCAUUUGCGUGAUGGUGGUUUUACGCAGAUACAUGAGUUAGAUUUUUCCAAGUUCAUAACUCCUGACUUCUUGUGCAAGGAUUCCGAUGCGGCAAACCAGCUGCACUAUGAUUGGACUGCUGCGUUUGCAGAUGAGACCUUUGAUGCAGUCGUGGACAAGGGUGGAUUGGAUUUAUUAACCCUGCCUGAUGUUGAGUUUACAACAUCUGGGAUUGUGUAUAUAAGUAAAGUAAAAGAGAUUUUAAGACCUGGCGGGAAAUAUAUAUGUAUCACCUCAGCAGAACCCAAGUUGUUAGAUUUACUUUUCCGCAAAUUCCGUUGUGGAUGGAAAAUGAGUCUUCAUGCCAUUUCGACUCAAUAUCCAAGAGUUCAGACAUUUAUGGUGGUUCUAGAGAAAGAUAUUUGUGCUUCUGUUUCUAAGAUAUCGUUUUUCUUGGAUGACUACUCUGAUGACCUCUAUAUUCGAUCUCAUAGUUCAAAGAAGCAUGGAAAAUUCGUGGAAGCACUUGUAAAAGAAGAAGAGAUUCGCUCAACGUAUUCAGACUUAUGCACACUUAAAGGACUGAAUCUUGAAAGCCUUAAAGAUUUUGAACCAGGUCGUAAGAUAAAGCUUAUUUUAGGUGAUCCUGCUGGACCCUAUUACUAUAAGGCUGUACUUGUGGAUGCUGAGCAACAUCCAACAAGCCCUUUGUUACAUCAGUUUGCUGUAUACGUAGUUCCAGAAGCUCACGUUAAUGAAUGGUCCUUCUCAUCAGAAGAAGGACAAAUGCACUAUGCCUCAAAGUUGAGGGCUGCUAGAUUACUGAUUGUAAGAUCUCUCCUCUUUAUUUUCUUUCUUUAUCUUAACUUUUUGCAUCUCAUCUUUUGA
Molecule: messenger RNA, 1078 nt
Organism: Erythranthe guttata (spotted monkey flower)
Lineage: Eukaryota; Viridiplantae; Streptophyta; Magnoliopsida; Lamiales; Phrymaceae
Source: RefSeq, a predicted model, not a curated record